CUUCUAUGUCAGAAGGCAUUUCACGCAGGAUGGGGCUCUUAUUUCUAACGGUGUAUUUAUCAUUUUCAUGCCUCAAUAGUUUGACAGAGGCGAACUCAACGCUUUUACCGAGGAUGACAUUCACAGAGAAAGAGACUGCAAUGAAAAGGUUACCUUUACCUGGACACCAGGCACCCGUAGGGAUUGUUCUGGAAGGAGCGCCGGACACUGUCAUAGUGGCUGGACAAAAACACCUGAACUCAUUCAACUUUCAAAAUCCUCAGAAGACUCCGGUGGAAAUAAGCGUGAUGUGGACAGAAUGCAUCGUCAGUGGGCCUCCAAUAAGUGUGAAAGCGGAUUGCAACUAUAACAUCAGUGUGGUCCACAAGAUGGAAGAGGACAACCAGGUGUUUCUGUGUGGAACCAAUGGCAAGGCAACAGUGUGCUGUACUAUGGACGUAUCGGAGCAGUCACCCAGGUGCAUUUCCUCUGAUAAAAUCAAACAGAUAAAGGAACGCAUAAAGGAAUUUGGCAUAAAAGAAGGUGAACCGUCAGCCUUUGUGGAAUCUGAGGAAAGUGAUCUCUACAUUACAUACUCUGGAUCUCAAGAGUUCGUUGGCAUCCACAAGUUUGGGAGAAACCGAGUUGUACCGGCAAGACAUGAUAAAGAGCAGCACUAUGUGGGUUUGGUGCUCGGCAGACAGAAAGACGAUCACAAGCAGAACAAAGCGUAUGCCUUCUAUAAGGAGAAAAACAGAGACACAGGCAUGUACAGUGAGAUGUGGCUCCCUUUUGUGACCAGGGUUUGCAUGGAAGAUUGUGGUGGUCCCAAGAACACCCUGCAGUUUAGCUGGACAUCCCAUAUGACCGCCAGGCUCUUCUGUGGGGACUCUGACAGCAAACAACAUUUCUCUGAGCUGGUGGAUGUGGCUACUGUGCCUGCAGAACGGUGGCAGGAUACCAGGGUUUAUGCACUCUUCAGAAAUGAAUGGGGUAUGAGUGCUGUGUGUGUCUAUAUGUUACGAGAUAUUGAACGGAUCUACGAAUCCUCCCCCUUUAAAGGCAAGGGCCAACAAGAGCGCAGGCCUAGAACGUGUGUUCCAGACAGCACAAGGAUUUCUUUAGACGUCCUGAAGAUGAUUGAGGAGAAUUCGGAGAUGGAGCAUUGGGUCCGGCCUGUGGACAACUCUGGCCCACUUCUCUUUAAUCAUCACAGCUACACCCACAUCUAUGUUGAUGGUUCCCAGAAUAACAACCACCACACCGUCCUGUUCCUGUCUCUAACUAAUGGAAGAGUUCAUAAGGCGAUGCAGGAUAAAAAUCAGAGCUUCAUCAUCGCUGAGUAUCAACCUUUCGACCACAGAGCCCACAUCCUCAGCAUCACCUUUCACCCCACCUCUAGGAAGCUGUAUGUGAACUCCAGAAGUGAACUGGUCCAACUGGACGUGGCCGACUGCACUCAGUAUGGAGACAGAUGUGAGGAUUGUGUCUUGGCCAGAGAUCCUUACUGUGGUUGGAACGGCACCCACUGCACCCCUGACACAGAAGGCACACUGCAGGACUUGACCCAAGGGAACCAUACCAUCUGUGUGUCUCAUUCAAAGGUUCAUCAGAUCCCUGGAAAAGCGUUUAGAUCUUCCACUGCUAAACAUGCAGACGAGGCCGGCAGCAGCAUCGCACUUCGCCCUGAGUCUAAGUAUUUCCUCCAGUGCCCGGUGUCGUCCCAUCACGCCCAGUAUACCUGGCUUCACCUUGAAAGCAACACAUCCUGCAGCUCGAGGGAGCAGCAGUGCCUUCUUCUGAUCGACAGCAUGGGUCCCGAGCAGGAGGGAAUUUACACGUGCAUGUCGGAGGAGAUGGGCUACAGCAGAGUCCUGGCACAGUACCAACUACAGCUUGAGAGCAGGGCGGCGGGGCGUUCAUCAAGCCCACUGGUCUGGCUUUGUCUAGUGGCUGUCCUGAUCAAGAGUUUGUCCUGUUAAUCCAGAGUAAAUAACAUGAAUACAAUGGCGAUAAAUGACACUUCCAACUUCAAGUGUCUGUAGUCCUACUGUAGCUAUUGAUAGAGCUAACAGUAUAACUAAAUUGAAAAUCCUUUAUUUUAUUUUGUUACACAAAUCCUAAUCGUAAUAAUUUCCUUUAAUCUAAAGGUGUUAAAUUUGAUAUUCAGAUUAUACAUUAAUACAGCAGCAAACAACCAUUAGCUGUGUAAAGAUAUAGUGGAGUAAUGUCUACCUGAGCAGAGAUGAAGUCACUCUCCCUCUGUGUGUGUUGUAAUCAGAGCUUCUCUGCACUUUGUUGACAUAUCCGGGCCGGCUACGUGUGCUUUUAGUGCAUGUUCGUGCAUGCGAGUGUGACCCACUGGCUAGCUCACAGCCGCCGCUCUGCACUGCUCUCAUACGGCAGUUACAGCUGAUAACACCGUCCCAGCCGACAGCAUCGUCACAAAAGCGUCCGGUUCUCCCCAGGUUAACACGGCUAUCUCUGUCAGCAGUUUCGCCAUUGUAAAUGCUGUUAGCACCGUUAGCUGCAAGCCGCCAGCUGGCCGUCAGCAUGUUGAGAGCCGUUGAGAAGCAAUAGAAACGGUCUCGAUCCCGUAUUUAGCACCUUUAACUAACAAAAUAAUUUCACUGCACUAUUGGCAUCAUCAUCAUUCCAAUCAUCAAGUGCAGUAGACAUUGUUAAUGAAAACAAAACAGAUGUCUCAAGCUCGCAACAAUCUGCUUAAUUAUGGCAAUUAAAAUAGCUAAAAUGUUGCUUGUACAUAAUUAUCCUGAGCCUUCAAAUGCAUAUUUUUAAAAGAAAGUGAGGUAUGUAAAGGUUAAAAUGUUCCUCAUCUAGCAUUUCUGAAUCCUUUGAAAUUUCACUGUAGGUGCUCGUCUUCAGCUGCACACAAACAGCAGCGUGCACUUUUAACCAAUAAUGAUGAUAAUUAAUAUUAUAUUAGUAUAAUUUAAAAUAAACUUCUUGAUUCCGUUCUAACAACAAUAUCAAUGCAAAACUACAUAUAACUGCGUAGCGGUGCCUACAUUUGCAUACAGUCACAGAGCCAAAGAUGGUACAUAAAAAAUUUAAAAAAA
Molecule: messenger RNA, 3059 nt
Organism: Sebastes umbrosus (honeycomb rockfish)
Lineage: Eukaryota; Metazoa; Chordata; Actinopteri; Perciformes; Sebastidae
Product: semaphorin-7A-like
Exons: 14
Coding region: 6-1961 (651 amino acids)
Biological process (GO): positive regulation of cell migration; positive regulation of macrophage cytokine production; integrin-mediated signaling pathway
Molecular function (GO): chemorepellent activity; semaphorin receptor binding; integrin binding
Source: RefSeq, a predicted model, not a curated record